AUGGCAGCCGCCGUUAAUCCCCGUGAUGUGGCUCCAUACUUGAAUCCUUCCCUCCCUCCCCCGGAGCGUGCUGCCGAUCUCUUGGAUCGCAUGACCUGGGAAGAGAAGAUUGGCCAGUUAGGUGGAGUGAGGAGAGCCUUCGGUACAUCUACGGGGAAGCCAACGUUUAACAGGUCAUCGUUUGAGACGGUACACGCUACCCAGAACGGCCAGGUCGGCUACGGUCCCCAAGCGAAUUGGGCCCACGAUCUACUGCCAAUGAUGAACGGCCUGCGGGCCGAGCAGCUUAAUUCUUCGCGUCUCGGCAUCCCGUAUAUCGUGAUAGCUGAUUCGGUGAAUGGAUUAUGGUUUUCCGGUGGCACACUUUUCCCCGGUACAGUAUCCAUGGCCUCGUCAUGGAAUCUCCCACUCUACGGCGAUGUUGUCGCCGCCAUUCGCGACGAAAAUCUUGCCAUGGGCGUGAAUUGGGUUCUUUCCCCCGAAGUGGACAUAACUAGGGACCCUCGGAAUGGCCGCAAUGGCGAGAUGUAUGGUGAGGAUACCUAUCUCGUUGGUGAGUUCGCAACGCGCUACGUCCAGACGAUGCAGGAAAAGGACGAUGGUGGCUGGGUCAAAAUCGCCACCACCAUCAAGCACUUUGUUUUCGGCGCAGGCAGUGGCGGCGUCAACCGUGCUAGCAUGGAAGGUGGUAUCAACCACAUCCUCAACGAUCUCGCACCUCCUUACCGCAAGGUUAUCCCGGAAGCUCAGCCCAUGUCACUGAUGGCAUCUUACUCGACUGUUGACGGAGUGCCCAUGUCUAUCAACAAGUAUCUCCUCCAGGAUGUCCUUCGCAGUAUCCUUGGUUUUGAAGGCCUUAUCAUGUCAGAUGCCAAUGCCAUCGAGUAUCUAUUCACAGAGGCCAAAGUGGCCUCCUCACGAGAGGACGCUGCGUUGAAAGCGUUGGCCGCGGGGCUAGAGCACGAGCUACACCCAGGCGGUCACGGCCUGUUCUCGGAUUUGAUAGACCCUGCGCACGGAGGCGACCCGUCCAUUGCGUCUCUGGUUAACGAGUCGGUCCGAGCAUUUCUUGAAAUCAAAUUUGCAACUGGCAUGUUCGAUCGGCCUUUGCCAACCGUCGAGAAUAUGAAAGCCACUCUCCGUAACAAGCGCCACUUGGGGCUCAAUCGGAACAUUACGCGCGAGUCGCUCGUCAUGCUCAAGAACGACGGUUUCCUUCCGAUCAGCCGCGACCAAAUAUCAUCAUCAGAGGGCAAGAUUGCUGUCAUCGGGCCCUAUGCUGAUAUUAUUAAUGCCGGUAACUACGCCCCGGCUGACCCUCUUGACCGACGUUACGGCGAUUCGAUUCGCCGCAGCUUUGAAAGGGAGCUGGGGAGAGACAAGAUUGUCUACGCCAAGGGGACUAGCACCAUCCUUCCGAAUUACGAUGACGAUGGAUCCGCAGAUGAUGAGGCUAUCGCCGAAGCCGUUGACGUAGCCAAGGGCGCCGAUCUGGCCGUCAUCGUGCUCGGCUCGGGCUUCGGCAACUUCGAUACCAGCUUCAUCAAUAACGACCGCACGGAUACCGAGGGCUUUGCACACGCGGAUCUCGGAUUCCCGGGGAAACAACAGCACCUUCUAGACGCCGUCCUUGACACCGGUGUACCGACUGUCCUCAUUAUGAAUUCGGGCCAGACUUUCGUCAUAAACGACUCUACCAUGUCGCGUUGCCGCGCCAUCUUCCACGCCUGGCUGGCGGGAGAGUUCACUGGAGACGCCGUUGUCGAGACGCUGCUGGGCCAAGUUAAUCCCAGCGGUAAACUCACCGUCACGAUGCCUCAACACAACGGGGCUUUCCCGGCCGCAUACGAUUUUCUGCCCUCGGACGCAGUCGGCGGGUUCGGAGGAGCGACUCUUUAUGACUGGCACUGGCCACAGCUGACGCGCAAGGCGCCGCUCGCCUUCGGGUUCGGGUUGAGCUAUACGACGUUCAACUUCUCUAGGGCUUCGAUCUCGACACAACAACAACGCAGGGGGAACGAUACCAGUGCCGUGUCGGUUUCCGUAACCGUCACUAACUCGGGGGACGUCGCUGGGAAGGAGGUCGUUCAGUUGUAUUACCGUCCUCAGCACACCAUCAUCGAGUUCCCUGUGAUGAAGCUGAUUCGGUUUGUCAAAAUCACACUAGAGCCGGGUGAGUCGAAGGAGGUUGUCCUCAACACGGUUCCUAUCAAGGAAUUAGGUUAUUUCGUGAACGGCAAGUGGAAUGUAGACCGAGGCAAUUACUCUUUCUGGGUGGGCAGCAGCUCUAGAGGGGAAGAUUUGACAUGUCUCGACGUCUAUAUAUUCUAA
Molecule: messenger RNA, 2331 nt
Organism: Scedosporium apiospermum
Lineage: Eukaryota; Fungi; Ascomycota; Sordariomycetes; Microascales; Microascaceae
Product: Beta-glucosidase
Exons: 2
Coding region: 1-2331 (776 amino acids)
Biological process (GO): carbohydrate metabolic process
Molecular function (GO): hydrolase activity, hydrolyzing O-glycosyl compounds
Source: RefSeq, a predicted model, not a curated record